CCCGAGGCUGCCCCCACCGCCUCCCAGAUGUACUAUGCGGUUUCCCAGGCGCGCGUGAACGCGGCCCCGGUAACCAUGCUGCGGCCACAGCGGCCGGGAGAAGUACAGCUCGGGGCCUCCCUGUACGAGCUGGUGGGCUACCGGCAGCCGCCUUCCUCUUCCUCCUCUUCCUCCUCCACUUCCUCCUCUUGCACCACGGCACCCCUCCUCCUCCCCAAAGCUGCGCGCGAGAAGCCCGAGGCUCCCGCCGAACCGCCCGGCACCCGCGCUGGGUCCGGCGCGCACGCGAGCGCCGGAGCAGACGCCAAAGAGGAGCAACAGCAGCAACUGCGGCGCAAGAUCAACAGCCGCGAACGGAAGCGCAUGCAGGACCUGAACCUGGCCAUGGACGCGCUGCGCGAGGUCAUCCUGCCCUACUCGGCCGCACACUGCCAGGGCGCACCCGGUCGCAAGCUCUCCAAGAUCGCCACGCUGCUUCUCGCCCGCAACUACAUCCUGCUGCUGGGCAGCUCACUGCAGGAGCUGCGCCGCGCGCUCGGCGAGGGCGCAGGGCCCGCGGCGCCGCGCCUGCUGCUUGCUGGCCUGCCCUUGCUAGCCGCUGCUCCGGGCUCAGUGCUCCUGGCCCCCGGGGCUAUGGGGCCCCCCGACGCGCUGCGCCCGGCAAAGUACCUGUCGCUGGCGCUCGAUGAGCCACCCUGUGGCCAGUUCGCGCUCCCGGGUGGUGCGGCGGCGGGCCCCGGCCUCUGCACUUGCGCCGUGUGCAAGUUCCCGCACCUAGUCCCCGCAGGCCUGGGCCUGGCCGCGGUGCAGGCUCAGUUCUCCAAGUGA
Molecule: messenger RNA, 828 nt
Organism: Octodon degus (degu)
Lineage: Eukaryota; Metazoa; Chordata; Mammalia; Rodentia; Octodontidae
Gene: Olig1
Product: oligodendrocyte transcription factor 1
Exons: 1
Coding region: 28-828 (266 amino acids)
Molecular function (GO): protein dimerization activity
Source: RefSeq, a predicted model, not a curated record